GGGCGCUGCGGUCGCGCGUAUCCAAAAUGUGCUUGCUGUUUUUGUUACAAUUUUCAAUGAAAUUAACUAUUUUUGUGCCAUAUUGAAGAAAUAUGCCGCCAAAGAAGAGAGAGAAGACGGAGGAGGUACCAGAAAAAACUCAGUUGGAGCAACUGCAGGCCGAUCAUGAGCUGUUUUUACAGGCAUUCGAAAAGCCGACGCAGAUAUAUCGGUACCUCAGAACAAGAAGUCUCAUCUCUCCAAUUUUACUCCAGAGAACACUUUCCUACAUGAAACAUCACAUGUCAAGAAAUAAUGCAACAAGGGCAAGUUUUCAAGUAGACAGCCUGCUAGAGAGAGCAACGAACGAAAAACUCGCAAAGGCGGAAUGCAUCAAGUCAGGAUUCAUGAACUUGAUCUUCCUUGGGUUUUAUGACUCAAACACAAAAAUCGCCAACGGAGCAGCGACCAUCGAAGUCAUAGUCGUGAAAAUAUGCCACAAGAAACGCAAGGAGGUGUCAUCGCCGUCCAAGCACAUACAGAUCGGGUCGGUGGAGGUGCCAUACAACCCGGACGGUAGCCAUGCCGGCCCGACGAGCGCCGUCUCUGUGCCCAGCGACAGCUUCAACCUCAACAACGGCCACAGCGUCAAGUCAUACACGAUGCUGCUUCGCGCCACCGCGCAGCCCUCCGGCCGCGCCGCCGCCGCCGCCAGCCCGAUCAUGUGCAACGGAGACGCGAGCGAACUAGGCUUCGCUGUACGGCAUCAGCAACAAUACGGCAGCCAAGACGAGGCGCGCGAGCGAACGACUGCACUGCGCCCUGGUGGCUCGCUCAACUGGAUGGCAGCUGUACAGCCUACUGAGAGGCCAAGCCCAAGCUUUCUGGCCACAGCCGGCUUCACAUUCAGCCUACGUGCGCUCGGUUUCGUCGGCAGAGCGCCGCUGCGAAGGAGGCAACGCAUCGAGGUGGCGAUCAACCGGACUGCUAACGACGCCUGCGUCAACACAGGCAAGCGCCUCAGACGCUCGUCGCAAUCACAGACCCAGGCAACUGCUAAACCGGGCAGGAACGGCCCCGUGCGCCGCAGCGAGGUCACACAGCUGCUCGUUAUCAGGUACAUAGCCGACUGUCAGAUCUUCAGCGCGUGUCAGCUGUUCAUUGAGGAGGCGGGCCGCGAGGUGCUGCGUCGCCGCCUCUACCGCAACUUCGUCGUCCACCUCACGAACCUGUGCGACUUCGGCCUGCUGAAGAGCUACCAGAUACUCACCGUCCUGCGGCAGCUCGAUCGCUUGAAAGAUCCGCCGCCGACGCCGCCGACGCAAGAGCCGCGGGAGAUCUGUGUUGCCAAUGGCAACCGGACAGCGCAUUCCGUAGCGGACGGUGGUCAUCGCGAGCGCGCGGCGCGUCUGAGCAGUGCUGAUGAGCAGACUGGUGCCUUACAGGUGGUUCUGUACAGCUGCUGCCCCAUCGACAGUCCACUCUGCUGGUUCACGGAAGGCGUCAGGGGGAGAGCGAGCCGGACAAGCGCAAAAGCCGAGGCGGAGGCGACGCCGCCACCACCCCCGCCCGGCGUCGCCGUGACGACGGAGCCCGUCAAGCGUCUGCGUAUCUUCUACCACUUCCUGUACGGCAGCAACAUGCGGCAGCAGACGGAGGCGCGCGACGACCUGCACUGCCCCUGGUGCUCGCUCAACUGCAUGCAGCUGUACAGCCUACUGAAGCACCUCAAGCUCUGCCACAGCCGCUUCACAUUCACCUACGUGCCGCAUGCGAAGGGAGCACGCAUCGAGGUGGCGAUCAACGACUGCUACGACGGCUCGUACACGGGCAACCCUCAGACGCUCGUCGACACACAGCGGCUACUGGCGUACCGCAGGAACGGCCCCAGUGCGCCGCAGGAGGUCAACAGCUGCUCGUAUCAGUUGGCCUGGUUUUAUCAGGUGAGGUGCGGCCGAGGUCCACCUAGCUGGCUCGUCUAUCCAGUGCAGUGCAGCGACAGAUUAUAUUAUCACACUGACAGCAACCGUCCUGUGCGAGCUAACGAGGAGGAGGUGGACAGCGAUGAUGAGGUGGAUCCAGACUGGCUACGCACCAAAACUAUACACAUGAUUGAUGAGUUUAGCGACGUGAACGAGGGUGAGAAGGAACUCACGAAGCUGUGGAACCUCCACAUACUGAAGCACCAGUACAUAGCGAACUGUCGAUCUUCAGCGGUGUCAGCUCGCGUGAGCUUGUUCAUUGAGGAGGCGGGCGCGAGGUGCUGCGUCGCCGCCUCUUUACCGCAAACUUACGUCGUUCCACCUCAACGAACUGUGCGACUUCGGCUGCUGAAGAGCUACAGAUACUCACCGUCCUGCGGCAGCUCAGAUCGCUUGAAGAUUCCGCCGCCGACGCCACCGCCGACGACCAAGAGCCGCGGAGCCCGUGGGCCACGGGAGCCAGCUGACGAGCGGCGGCGACGCGGGGGAGGGUGA
This is a messenger RNA of Priapulus caudatus, 2456 nucleotides long. Its product is annotated as polycomb protein suz12-B-like. Gene Ontology annotation, molecular function: chromatin DNA binding. Gene Ontology annotation, cellular component: nucleus; ESC/E(Z) complex. The record is from RefSeq and is a predicted model, not a curated record. NCBI's taxonomy places the organism in Eukaryota, Metazoa, Priapulida, Priapulimorpha, Priapulimorphida, Priapulidae. The coding region runs from base 93 to 2456 and encodes 787 amino acids. The transcript is spliced from 19 exons.